AUGAAAAAAAAGGUAUUAUUACACACUCAAGUCGAACUUGAUGAAUUAAAAGAAUAUAUGCUAUCAGGUGAUCCCUAUGGAAAUUUAAAUUUAAAUAAGAAUGAAACAACUAAAGAUCCAAGAUUGAUUGAAAAAAGUUAUAAAGUUUUGAUUAGAAAACAUAAAAUAGCAAUGAGCGAAAAAAGAAAACAAGAGACCAAACCAAAUAAAGAUGAACUUGAAAGAGACGAAGAACAUUUUAUAAAAUUAACAAAUUCAUAUAAACUCUUAUCAAAUCGUAGAAUGAAAGAAUUAUAUGAUCAUUAUUACUAUGAAAAAAUGGUAAAAAUAAAUAAAAGUAAUGAAAAAAAUGAAAGUAAUCCUUCAUUUUCAAAAAGUUUAUCUUCAACCUCAACUUCAGCAUCAACAUCAACAACAACAUCACAAACAUCACAAACAUCAAGGUCACACACAUUAUUAUUAUUAAAAGAUUUAUCACAUUUAUUAAUGAAUAUUACAUAUUAUCCAAUUAGAGAAUAUUGUUAUUUCAUUCAAAGUUCAGUUAAUAUUAAUGGAGGAUUCGAUGAAAAUGUAUUUAAUUUUAAAGAGUUACCAAAAUAUGGAUUAGGAAAACUUUAUAGAGGAAUAUUAUUAUCAUCAAUUGGUUUAAAUCAACUCAAUGCUUUUAGAAGUAUUAUAUUGAGCAAAGUUGCUGGUGGUUUAUUGCAAUUAAAACCUCACUCUUUGGUUGGUAGAAUUUUAAGGUUUGCCUCCAAGUUUGCUGUUCUUAUUCCAUUUUGUUUGGUUGUUGACGUUUAUGUUUUGGCACCAACCGAGUAUUCUUUAAUUAAAGUAAUUAGAGAUUGUAUUCUAAAGAGAGGUGGUGACGGUAUCAAAUUUAGUAAUUUAUAUUACUCUUUGUUCCCAUCACUAUCAAUAUUGGUUUCCAAGAAAUUAAUUAGAGGAUCCGUUGAAUUUUUAAAAGAAAGAAUUAGUAAAAAAUAUGAAAAUAAUAAAGAAAGUAAGAAAUUGGCCAUAUUGAAUUCACUAUUUUCAAAUGUUGGUCUAUUAUCAAGUUUCCUGUGUUGCCCUUUACAAGUGAUUUAUAUUCAAUAUCCAAAGUUAAUCAUUAAUUCUUAUUUAGAAAAUAAUAUUAGUUCAAUACCAUCACCUACUUUAAAUCCAAUCUCAAUUGCAAUUGAAAUUUAUAAAAAUAACAAUAACUCAUUAAGUAAAUUCUUUUGUGGUUUAGUUCCAUAUAUAUUAUCAAAUGUUUAUUUACAUUAUAUUACCUCGGCCGCUAUCAUUAAUACUAAUAAUAAAAAGUCAACUUAUGAUUAUUUUGAUAUUUUUUCUUAA
Molecule: messenger RNA, 1338 nt
Organism: Dictyostelium discoideum AX4
Lineage: Eukaryota; Evosea; Eumycetozoa; Dictyosteliales; Dictyosteliaceae
Product: DNAJ heat shock N-terminal domain-containing protein
Exons: 2
Coding region: 1-1338 (445 amino acids)
Source: RefSeq, a predicted model, not a curated record